Molecule: messenger RNA, 1499 nt
Organism: Jatropha curcas
Lineage: Eukaryota; Viridiplantae; Streptophyta; Magnoliopsida; Malpighiales; Euphorbiaceae
Product: putative cinnamyl alcohol dehydrogenase 1
Molecular function (GO): oxidoreductase activity, acting on the CH-OH group of donors, NAD or NADP as acceptor; zinc ion binding
Source: RefSeq, a predicted model, not a curated record
UGGGUUGGAUCGAGCAUGGGCUCGGCCAGUCGGCUAUUGCAAAAUUUGCAGAAGUUCCAUUGACUAUUUAUAUUAGUAGGGCAGAGGAUAGGGCUACCGUUUAUUGUCUAUCUAUCACAUAGCAAAGUGUUGAGUUGCUAGGCUGGUAACUGAGAGUAAUGCGCCUAUGGUUUAUGAGUUUAUGGUGGAAUAGUUAACACUAAACAUGAGUUGUGAGAUUGUAAAAGAGGACUGCCUUGCAUGGGCAGCUAGAGAUCCAUCUGGAGUCUUAUCACCAUACAAGUUCAGUCGUAGGGAUGUUGGUGGAGAUGAUGUUUCACUAAACAUUACACAUUGCGGAGUCUGCUAUGCUGAUGUUAUUUGGACAAGGAAUAAACAUGGAGAUUCAAAGUAUCCCUUGGUGCCAGGACAUGAGAUUGUCGGAAUUGUAAAGGAAGUUGGUUCCAACGUCAGCCGCUUCAAGGCUGGUGACCGUGUUGGAGUAGGCACUUAUGUCGGCUCAUGCAGAGAUUGUGAGUACUGUAAUGACGGGCAAGAAGUUAAUUGCGUAAAAGGGACAGUUUACACUUUUAAUGCUAUUGAUGUCGACGGUACAAUCACAAAAGGAGGAUAUUCUAGCUACAUUGUUGUCCAUGAAAGGUACUGCUUUAGAAUACCAGAUGAUUAUCCUAUGGCCCUCGCUGCUCCUCUGCUUUGUGCUGGAAUUACUGUUUACAAUCCCAUGAUGCGACAUGGGAUGAACCAACCUGGUAAGUCCUUAGGGGUUAUUGGGCUUGGUGGUCUUGGUCACAUGGCAGUGAAGUUCGGGAAGGCCUUUGGACUGAAAGUAACAGUUUUUAGCACAAGCAUAUCCAAGAGAGAGGAAGCCUUGAGUGUGCUAGGCGCUGAUGAUUUUGUUGUCUCAUCAGACCCAGAGCAGAUGAAGGCCUUCUCUAAAUCAAUGGAUUUUAUAGUUGACACAGCAUCUGGUGACCACCCAUUUGAUCCAUACAUGUCAACUUUGAAGACUGCUGGAGUUUUUGUUCUAGUGGGGUUCCCAAGUGAAGUCAAAUUCUCUCCCGCAAGUCUCAAUCUGGGUAUGAGAACCAUAUCUGGCAGCAUUACAGGUGGUACGAAAGUGACACAAGAAAUGCUGGACUUUUGUGCUGCUCAUAAAAUUUAUCCCAAGAUAGAAGUAAUUCCUAUCCAGUAUGCAAAUGAAGCUCUAGAAAGGUUGGUAAAGAAAGAUGUUAAGUAUCGAUUUGUUAUAGAUAUUGAGAACUCCUUGGAGUGACACUACGGAAGCAAAGAGAAUAUGUGACUCAAAUAAUUACUUAGAAGGGCCAUCAUAUGGCAAUAGAUCUGGAACCCUUCUUUUGUAUAAGAGAGGAAAUAAGUUUAGAUCUUGUAUACAUAUAAGCUGCUGAAGUAAUUACGCUGCCUGACUAAAUCAGUGAAGAAAAUAUGGUAAUAGAAUAAAUUUUACUAUUGAAUAUUAGCGUCAAGAAUUUGAAUGGCAA